CCUCCCUCAGUGUAUUCUAUUUUUCUUCCACCCUCAGAGCCUACAUAGAAAUGGCCGACGCUGCUUCCGGCUCGACAGAGAGAUCUGUUCAGGUGAAGCUAGUGCUCCUCGGCGAGGCCGCCGUUGGGAAGUCGUCUAUCGUGCUGCGAUUCGUCUCGAACGAGUUCCAGCCAAACAAGGAGCCUACGAUUGGCGCGGCUUUCCUCACGCAGAAGUGCCGCUUGGAAGACCGUGUGCUGCGAUAUGAGAUCUGGGACACAGCGGGCCAGGAACGUUUCCACUCCCUUGCACCCAUGUACUACCGUAACGCGCAAGCCGCAGUAGUUGUAUACGACGUCACGAAGGCAUCUAGUCUUGAGAAGGCGAAGACGUGGGUGAAGGAGCUCCAGCGGCAAGCAAACCCGAACAUCGUUAUCGCUCUCGCAGGCAACAAGAUUGAUCUCGUCACGCCCUCCGCAUCUUCCUCAUCUGCUGCCGCUGAGUCCGAGGAUGAGGCCGACGACGCAACCGCGACCCCUGGCGAGACGGCCACCUCGGGCGAGCCCGAGAGCCUCCGGCAGGUGCCUAGGGACGAAGCCGAGGCGUACGCGCAGGAGGCUGGGUUGCUGUUCUUUGAGACGUCCGCAAAGACCGGCGAGGGCGUUGUAGAGAUCUUCACUGAGAUUGCCAAGAAGAUUCCUAUCGACCAGAUCUUAGUUUCGAGCCGCGGCGGACAGCGCCCCGGUGCUGCUUCCGGCCGUGCUGCUCAGGAGGGCGGUGUCAACUUGGAGGAGAAUAACGCGAAGGGCAAGGAUGCGUGCAAUUGCUGAUUGUGUGGCGGUCUUCUCCUUAUCAAAGCAGAGAUGCGCUUCCCCUCACGCUCCUCUCACCCAGGGCGUCACGAGCUUAAUGCCCCCUUUACAGUAUUACUUACCCCUCCGCGUUCCCUUUUCAUGCCUGUCUGAUCUAUAUGGCCUUUCCCCGUACAUGUAUUUGCUGUCGUAUUGGAGCGGUAUUGGACUGACAUAUCAUACCUUGAUGUUGUCUACAUCUCUUUAUGCCAUGUGUGACAUGUUGACGAUGCACACUGCUUAUUCACGUGGCGUAUCUCGCG
This is a messenger RNA of Dichomitus squalens LYAD-421 SS1, 1093 nucleotides long. RefSeq names its product ras-domain-containing protein. Bases 51 to 809 code for a protein of 252 amino acids. The transcript is spliced from 5 exons. NCBI's taxonomy places the organism in Eukaryota, Fungi, Basidiomycota, Agaricomycetes, Polyporales, Polyporaceae. The record is from RefSeq and is a predicted model, not a curated record. Gene Ontology annotation, molecular function: GTP binding; GTPase activity.